AUUCACAAAAAGCUUCCUACUUUAUACAUAGUGCACUAGAUAGGGUGGAAAAGCCAUUACUUCGUUCCCUAUAUGGGGCGCGCUAGUGUAGUGAGGUGGAAGCUGUUUGAGACUGAGCACUAAAAGCUGCCUCAGGAACGAGUCUGUGACACAAACUGAGAUGUGAAAAGAAACUAUGCAGCAACUUGUUGGACAGGACUUUAAAAGUUUCCGUGAAACAGAAUGAGCACCAGAUAUCGCACUUAGUGAAAACAAUGUAGAAGAAGUGCUGAAGACAGAGAGGAGAAAAGGAAACGUCAGCGCUGUCAGACCUGGGCGAAGCUUCGGAUCACAAUCGCCACCUGUCUUUAUUCAGACGCAGGCUGGUUCAUCUUUCCAAAAACUCGUCUCAUCUAAUCUCAUCUCAUCUUUUCCGCAUCUGCUCCGCUCCUGACAUUUCAGCGAUGCGAAGGCGGAAUAACUCGCCCUCUGAAGAGCACCAGAGCUCCGUUACCAACACGCUGCUGAACCGGGGAGCGGAUCUGAAAGAGCAGGGACACAAGGGGAGCCCAGAGACGGAGAAAGCCAUGGGGAGAAAAUGCAGAAGGAGUGGUUUGAUGUGGAGGUUGAGGAGGAUCUUCCUCUGGGUUUUGGGGAUCUACAUUGCUAUUCCAUUCGUCAUCAAGCUCUGUCCUUCUAUCCAGGCCAAGCUGGUCUUUUUAAACUUUGUGAGGGUGCCGUAUUUUAUUGAUCUUAAGAAGCCGCUUGAUCAAGGCCUGAACCACACACACAACUUCUACCUUCAGCCAGAGGAAGGUGUUCAUAUUGGAGUGUGGCACACAGUACCAGCCCUGCUGUGGAAGGAGGCACAGGGAAAAGAAGGAAACUGGUACGAAAGCAAACUCCAGUCCUCUCACCCUGUCAUGCUCUAUCUGCAUGGCAAUGCAGGGACCAGAGGAGGAGAUCACAGAGUGCAGCUCUAUAAGGUCCUUAGUUCAUUAGGCUACCAUGUAGUCACAUUUGAUUAUAGAGGUUGGGGUGAUUCAGAAGGCAGCCCUUCUGAGGGAGGGAUGACUCAGGAUGCUCUCUUCCUCUACCAGUGGCUGAAACAGAGGAUCGGCAACAAGCCGCUCUACAUCUGGGGCCACUCUUUGGGAACCGGAGUGGCCACUAACUUAGCCAGGCGUCUGUGUGACAGAGGAACACCACCUGACGCUGUUAUCCUGGAGUCUCCUUUUACCAACAUCAGGGAGGAGGCCAAGAGCCAUCCCUUCUCCAUGGUUUACAGAUAUCUGCCAGGCUUUGACUGGUUCUUUUUGGACUCCAUCACUGCCAAUGACAUCCAGUUUCCCAGCGAUGAGAAUGUGAAUCAUAUGUCCUGUCCAGUCCUGAUCCUCCAUGCUGAGGACGAUCCUGUCGUCCCUUUCCACUUAGGAAAACAGCUGUACAAUAUAGCAGCUCAGUCUAAGAGCCUGAAUGGACACAAAGUGCAGUUUAUUCCGUUUCCCAGCACUCAGGGCUACAGGCACAAGUUCAUCUACCGCAGUCCCCAGCUGCCUCACAUACUCAGUGAUUUUCUCAGCACAACUCAUCCACACGUAUAGCUGCAAGCGCUACCGGAUUGGCCUCUUUUUCCCUCUCUCACACACACUCCCUCCUGUGUCUGCACUGUGCAGGUACACACAGGCACAUACACACAGGCGCGCACAUACACACAGGCGCGCACACACACACAGGCGCACACACACAGGCACACACACAGGCACACACACCUCCUGUGCAUUCCAUACUUCACUAAAUCACCUGAAGAGCAGAGAACAGCAAGUGAGAGGAUGAGAGGAAGAGAAAUUGAGGAAAGGCAGCUUGAGCACAACAUAUGCAAAGAAAUAUGCAAACCUGCACUGAACAGAAACUGGAUAUUUGUAAGAGACGCACUGCACAAUAGUGUAUAAGACAGUGAGAAAGCAUGUGAUGUAUUUUAUGAAGAUGUCAUUCCCCUCUGCAGCAGCUGCUACUCUACUGAGAUAAUCACAAGUAGAGCUUACUGGACCUUUUAUCCAUUUGGUGUGAACUUUAAUCAUGUAAGAUUUAAAGUGAAUUAAAGUUGUUUUUUUUUUUGUUUUGUUUUUUUUUGAUAGUUCUAAAAUGGCUGUUUUUCAACAAAAUCACCAUGAUGCAUAAUUUUGAAAAAAGAUUCAGAAAUUAAUUUUUUAAAAUCAACCUCCUUAAUUCAUUCUUUUCCAGAUUGCUUGUGAUGACAAUCUCAAAAUUUGAAAAUGUUCAACUCAUCUUUGAAUUUAGUUUCAGUUUAUAAUAACAGUGACACAUAGUUAAAGGUCAUAACCAACUUUCAGUCUUCUUUCCUCCCAUUCACCAACGUUUCUCUGAUUAUACAGGUCUGAUUUUUUUUUUUUAUAUAAUCUCCCUUCACACAUUCCAGACAUUCAGUAAUAUGUCUGAGGUUACUAAAAUUUUGAUCUUUAUUUUUUCUAAAAUGAGAUUAUUUCAACUCCUAUAAUUAACUUACAAAUACGUAAACUUGUGUAACUGCAUCUGAAGAUUUACUGGACAGAAUUACGAGAACCUGCAAAGACUUCAUGAAUAUUUAAGCCAAUAAUAUUAAUAUUUACCAAAAUAUCAAAUAUGUCUAUAGAUGUAUAAAUCUGUUGGGUCAGUUAAUGGGGAUUAUUUAAUUACCUGCUCCCAGGGUUUGCAAAAAAUACUAGAGUAGUGAUACAUUAUUAUCACAAUAUUUGAGUAAUCACGUGGCUUAAAAUUAGCACUAUACAGAUAUAUAACAGAGUUGCACUUUACAUAAAUAACUACACAAAUAGUCCCCUGAUGGCCAUCAGAUGUUUUUUUAACGUAAACAUUAAUACACGUUUUUCUGUUAUUACAAGUCUAUGUAUUUCAUUAGCUAGCUGUAAGGUGAAGCUACUACAUCCACGCAGAAAGCAAUACACUCGCUUUACUGAGCUCGUUUUAACCAAUCAACGUCUCAUGGACUGUGGAGCAAUAAUGUACUGUACUGGUUUAUCAUGACAGUAAUAUCCUGAAUGUGGGUGUUAAAUAGUAUUCAUUAUGAGCCGUAGGUCAACACAACAUUCUGAAUGUAGGCUCAUAGUGUAUGUGUGUGUACAAAUUGUAAAAGCAAUGAGAAAGCUAAUCAUAUUGGAGACAUUUGAAAUCUGGAUUAGACAGAGAUGCAUGUUCGUGGUCUAAUCCAUGUAUCAAGAGGCUUUGGGAUUUAAACAUUCCAGGCCAAUUACAAUGAGCAAUGAUGUUGGGGUUUUAAAAAGUAUUUAAUUUAUGUAAGUGGAUCAUUAGGGGUUAGCUAACAUGCUAUCAUUACAUUUGCUGACUUCCUGUAAGCUUUGAUUUGUUUCGCAGCUUUAGCUUUUCUGUACGAGUAGAUAUCAUUAAAGACCUGCUAUGCACUUCCACUUUAGAAGUUACUUAAAAGUUACAUAACAAUGUAGGCUAAAAGACUGAAGUAGAACAUGAACGGGACCGUAUGAAGUUUAUAUAUAUAUGUAUGUAGGGAAGUGUGUGUGUGCAUGUUAGCUUUAGCAUUACUAGCCUCUGAGUCAUUUUUUUCCACUGAGUGUGCCCUAGCCUAGGUCCAUGUCCCCUACACAUUACAUGUGCAUCCCAAAAGCUAGAGUUCCUAUUACUGUAACUAGCUCAUGACCUGCUUGCUAACAGGCUAAUUAGUAGCUAACAAGAGAAAACAACACACAAGUCCCUAAAGAAACAUGACCCGUUGCUUUUAUGCUGCAUAAACAUAUCUAGCAUUCUGCUUUAUUUUAUUCCACAAACAUUUGUGUUAAAACUGAUGCUUUCUCACAAUGCAUCAUGGGAAUGCACAGUCUCUUAGCCACACAGACCAUAUCACAUGAACCAUUAAAAACUGGCAAGUUAAAUGAAUUUUGUGGAUUCUUGCAUUCUGAAUAUUUCUCAGUGUCUGAUUAUCUAGUUGGACUCUAGCUCCCUGUGUCUGUUUUUUUUUUUCUUCCCUAAGUGAGUGACCAAAGCCUUGAAAAAAUUCAACCGAACCUCUUUUUUUUUUUUUUUUUUUUAAACUUUGUUUGGUAUCAGAUGCAUGUUAAACUCUUCAUAAAACAGUACUAACAAACACAAUUAGUUAUUACAAGGUCUGAAUAAAUUCUUAUUUUCCUGUAAUUUGUAUUAACAGUAUGUCCAGAAAGACUGAGCUACUGAGCUCUCUGCUCAAAUUCCCUUCAGCUGCCUUUGUCAAAGACCAAACAUGAAAUUUGAGCAUAUUUUCAGUCUGUUUUAAAUACUUUUAUGAAAUGUCUUAUUUAAACUGUUACUACUUUUUUUUUUUUUUGCAAAGUAUCAUAUGUGGUUUACAGUUUUUGUUUUGUUUUUAAGCUGCUAAACCUUACUGUACUACUGGACACAUAAACAAGACUAUGUACAGUCUAUCUGUUUGUACAUAAUAAAGGACUGAACUCACAA
Molecule: messenger RNA, 4461 nt
Organism: Pangasianodon hypophthalmus (striped catfish)
Lineage: Eukaryota; Metazoa; Chordata; Actinopteri; Siluriformes; Pangasiidae
Gene: abhd12
Product: abhydrolase domain containing 12, lysophospholipase
Exons: 14
Coding region: 444-1583 (379 amino acids)
Biological process (GO): monoacylglycerol catabolic process; phosphatidylserine catabolic process
Cellular component (GO): endoplasmic reticulum membrane
Molecular function (GO): phosphatidylcholine lysophospholipase A1 activity; monoacylglycerol lipase activity
Source: RefSeq, a predicted model, not a curated record